CUCUCUCUCUCUCUCUCCCCGAUCCCCCCUGCCUCCUCCCGUGCUCCCUCCCCCACCCCCAAAUCGCCAGGCCUCGCCCCCUUCUCGAAGCACAGCACAGCAGGGGCGCGGGAGGAGGUGGAAGAGGCGGCGGUCGGGCGAGAUGAGCGACUCGUUCUGCCCGGACUGCAAGAAGCAGACGGAGGUGGCGUUCGACCACUCGGCAGGGGACACCAUGUGCACCGAGUGCGGCCUCGUCCUCGAGGCGCACUCCGUCGACGAGACCUCCGAGUGGCGCACCUUCGCCAACGAGUCCAACGACAACGACCCCGUCCGUGUCGGAGGCCCCUCCAACCCGCUCCUCACGGACGGCGGCCUCUCCACCGUCAUCGCCAAGCCCAACGGCGCGCAGGGCGACUUCCUCUCCUCGUCCCUGGGCAGGUGGCAGAACCGCGGCUCCAACCCUGACCGAUCCCUCAUCCUCGCCUUCCGCACCAUCGCCAACAUGGCUGACAGGCUGGGUCUUGUGGCUACUAUCAAGGACCGAGCCAAUGAAAUCUAUAAGAAGGUGGAAGAUCUCAAGUCUAUCAGGGGAAGAAAUCAAGAUGCCAUAUUAGCUGCUUGUCUGUAUAUUGCUUGUAGACAAGAAGAUAGGCCUAGAACUGUAAAAGAAAUAUGUUCAGUUGCCAAUGGCGCUACAAAGAAGGAAAUUGGCCGAGCAAAAGAAUUUAUAGUGAAGCAACUGGAAGUUGAGAUGGGUCAAUCUAUGGAGAUGGGAACCAUCCAUGCUGGAGAUUUCCUGAGACGUUUCUGUUCAACUCUUGGGAUGAACAAUCAAGCUGUUAAAGCAGCCCAGGAGGCAGUUCAGCGCUCAGAGGAGCUUGAUAUAAGGAGGAGCCCUAUCUCAAUAGCAGCGGCUGUCAUUUAUAUGAUAACCCAACUCUCAGAGGACAAGAAGCCACUUAAAGGUUUGAAACGCUGCCCCAAUAUCUCUUCUCCUUGUGACCGACACAUUGGUGAUAAUACUGAUAACACUGAUUCUGUUGCAGAUAUUUCCUUGGCUACUGGCGUGGCAGAAGGCACCAUCAGAAAUUCGUACAAGGAUCUGUAUUCCUAUGCUUCAAGGCUCAUUCCAAACACCUAUGCCAAGGAGGAAGACCUGAAGAAUCUCAGCACACCUUAGGAAGUUCUCUCUUUUUGUUUUGUUUUGUUACAUAAGUGGGAAUUAGAUUUGUCAAAGAGGAGUGAUGUUGUCCCUGAUUGUGACUGCCGGGCAAUGUGUCGCCGCCGCGUUAACUUUAUCUGAAUGUACCUAUGCGAACAAAGUUGUCCUGAAUGCAGAAGCUAAGCCAUCAGAUCGAAUUUCUUUCCA
Messenger RNA from Phragmites australis (common reed), 1351 nucleotides. Its product is annotated as transcription initiation factor IIB-like. Gene Ontology annotation, molecular function: TBP-class protein binding. Gene Ontology annotation, biological process: transcription preinitiation complex assembly; DNA-templated transcription initiation. The record is from RefSeq and is a predicted model, not a curated record. The transcript has 6 exons. NCBI's taxonomy places the organism in Eukaryota, Viridiplantae, Streptophyta, Magnoliopsida, Poales, Poaceae. The coding region runs from base 143 to 1162 and encodes 339 amino acids. Gene Ontology annotation, cellular component: nucleus; transcription preinitiation complex.